AUGUCACUGAACAUGAUGAAGAUUGCCCUCGACAACGGCGUCCUGGCCUUGUCUAAGCGUGACCGGGAAUUUACCACCUUCCUGAACCUGAAGAAUGAGUACCACAGCGGGUUCAUCACGCGCCUGCGUCAGCAUGUGACAUAUGCGGGUUCGUCGUGGUCUGCUAUCUUUGAGGACGAGGAUGAGUGUGUCAAGUGCGCGGAGUCGUUUGCUGAGAAGUUUGGUGUAGAGUAUUGGGGGUCGGAGGCCAACAGGGAGAAGUAUCUCCUUAAGGAUCCGCUUCAGAGUCCUGAUGGUUUGUGUGUUUAUCCUGAGAGGAAGGAUGAGCUCGUCCGUGUUCUUGUGCUCCUUCUCAAGCUGAAAGCCAAACUUUGGGUCAACCGUAUCCAGAAGUCUGGGGAUGAUACUCCAACCACCACCGCCACCCAACGCCUCUCUGGUGAUACCAGUUCUCUGUCACUCGAGCAGACUCCAGGCACUGGUAACAGAAGAAUCGACGUCACCGAGCCCAGAAGACCCAGAAAGCGUGAGUCAUAUAAGAGAGCUCUCUCCCCCAGUGACGAAGAGAAAAAAGAUCCAUUCCAUCCUAAGUCCCCAGCCCUGUCCUCCUCCACCGAAGAAUCCGAGAGACCUACCAAAACCCGCAGAAUCCGCCGCUUCAGCGACAUCCUCGCAUCUGAGCAGGCCGACGAAAAGCCUAACAACAACAACGCUUCAGACAACGAGACCAUUUGCGAGAACCCCUCCACCUCCGCCUCCACCUCUCCCCCUCCCUCCCCCUCCCCCUCCACCAAACCCGAACCGACCUCAUCUCCCACCAGGCCAACUGCACCCGCCCGCGCCAACAUGCGAAACCCCCUCCACCCAAGCGCCCUGCAAACCAGAUUCGGCGACCAGACCUUCUUCCUCGUGCGCACCUCCGCCCAGCAGACCAUGGCCCCCGUGUGGGUCCGCUUCCAGCGCUUCCCCACCACAGCAGCCUUCAUCGAGCGUCUCGUCAACGAAACCAAGAUCCGCGCCUGGCAGACCUGGGACGCCGACGCGCAGCUUCUCGCCGAGAACAACAAUAACAACAACGACGUCGACGACGACGAAGACGACGAUGACGAAGACAACGGUGCUUCUCUCGCCCCCUUGCCGCGCGUGCUCGCCGCGUCGGUCUCGUUCUCCUGGUCAAGGCUGGAAAUGCGUCUGCGUCCGGACAGGAAUAAUGACUUCCAGUGUCUGCUGGGUGAGAUUAUGGAGGCUUGGAAGGCGAAGGUUGAGUCGGAGGUUCCGGGCCGUUUCUUUGUUAGGGUUACGCUUCAUGUUGAGCCUGAUGAGGAGUAG
Messenger RNA from Aspergillus campestris IBT 28561, 1329 nucleotides. RefSeq lists its product as uncharacterized. Bases 1 to 1329 code for a protein of 442 amino acids. The record is from RefSeq and is a predicted model, not a curated record. NCBI's taxonomy places the organism in Eukaryota, Fungi, Ascomycota, Eurotiomycetes, Eurotiales, Aspergillaceae. The transcript is spliced from 3 exons.